Messenger RNA from Caenorhabditis auriculariae, 295 nucleotides. The record is from the annotation of a GenBank genome assembly. Lineage: Eukaryota; Metazoa; Nematoda; Chromadorea; Rhabditida; Rhabditidae.
AUGUUCCUGAAAUUAUUGCUAUGUUUGUUGUUCCUCUUUUCACCCGCGCAGGUUUACUGAAAAUGAAUUUUUUGAAAAAUGUCUUUUGAAGGGGGUUCUUUUGCCACCAAAGGGUCACGUCGGAGAAACUGCGAGUUCAACCUCUCCUCUAACCGAAAACUUGGGUUUUUUCGAACUUUUUUCGAUUCAAAAACUUUUUGCAGUUUCAUGCGGAUCUUCGUUUUGCAGUCCUGAGUACUGUAAGACUGUCGUCAACUCGGAUGGUCAGCGAAUCCGAAACUGCGAGAAGCAUUGA